Molecule: messenger RNA, 1478 nt
Organism: Amborella trichopoda
Lineage: Eukaryota; Viridiplantae; Streptophyta; Magnoliopsida; Amborellales; Amborellaceae
Cellular component (GO): cytoplasm
Molecular function (GO): flavin adenine dinucleotide binding; electron-transferring-flavoprotein dehydrogenase activity
Source: RefSeq, a predicted model, not a curated record
AUUGAACUUUGCCCUUUCCAAUGCUGCAUUUUUUUUCUCUCUCUAAUCUCAUCAUCUCUCUCUAAUCUCAUCAAGGAAUUAAGAGAGAGAUCCUUUGGGUUAUGAUUUUUAUUUCCGAUGAAUAUUGCAGGAGAUAUUGAUAAUGAGUUGAUUUAUGGUGAUAAGAAGAAGAGGAUGGUGGUGGUGGGUGGAGGCAUCACGGGAGCUUACACCGCAAAAGCCCUGGAAGAGCAAUGCCUCUAUACGGAGGUUACACUCAUCGAUCAGAAAGGAUAUGUUGAGAUGCCAUGGACAAGGCGAAGAUGCAUGGUGGAACCAGGUUUUGCAGAGAUGUGCAUACUGUUGCAUGAGGAGUAUUUGAAAUCCACCAAGAUAGUUAUUGGAACGGCCGCGAGUGUUACAGAUGGAGAAGUCAUUCUCGAGAACCGGGAGUCCGUUAGCUACGAUUAUCUGGUUAUAGCCACUGGUAGCACCUUUGAGGGCCCAACAACAAGAGAAGGAAGGAUUCAACAGUACGAAGCUGAUUGCAAGACGAUUAGAAACGCCGGGACGAUUCUGAUAAUCGGGGGAGGGCCAGCAGGCUUGGAGCUGGCUGGUGAGUUAUCAGUGGAUUUCCCACAGAAGAACUUAAUCAUUGUCCAUGGGGGGGUGAGGCUGAUUGACUUCUUGGGCCUCAAGGCCUCGAAAAAGGCUUUGGAGUGGCUGAACAAGAGGGGGGUAAAUGUAUACUUUGAGGAAAGGAUAACAGAGGAUGGCCUCCCAGGACCAGAGGAUGAGGGUGAUGGGUUAUACACCAUGUCUAGCGGGAAGACAGUCACCGCGGAUUGCCAUUUCUUGUGCACAGGAAAGAAGAUCAAUUCGUCCUGGCUAAAAGGAACGGCCUUCGAAGACUCUUUGGAUGAGAGAGGGUUCCUCAAGGUUGAUAGAUCUCUGAUGCUUGAAGGCCAUCCUAAUGUCUUUGCAGUUGGUUAUAUAACAAACAUGAAGGAAAUGAGGCAGGGGUUGCUAGCACAAAAGCAUGCUGAGGUGGUGGCAGAAAACAUAAGGAAGCUUUCAAAGGGCAGCAACAAGAUCAUCACUUAUAAACCUGGCCCCCCAAUAGGCAUGGUCUCACUAGGUCGGAGCCUUGCGAUUGCGCAAAUGCCAUGGGGCACCAUGCUUGGCCGCCUCCCUGGCAUGCUCAAGUCCAAGGACUUGUAUGUGGGCAAGACUAGAAAGGCACUUGGCUUCAAAUCUUAAAUCCCAAAAUAAAUACUUUUCUUAUUCUUCAUUACUGCUGUUAUUACUCUGCACAUUUUUACCACCCUAACCAUUGCUAUGUCUCACUUAUCAUAGGCAUUGCAUGGCGUGUGCCAUUAAUGGGGAGUGUAAGUUCCUGUACACACCACAGUAAGAAAUGUAUCUCUCUCUCACACAAUGAUUACAAGGAAUAGUUAUCAGUGGAACAUGUACACAUAAUAGAGAAAAAUAUGCACUAA